This is a messenger RNA of Cladocopium goreaui, 843 nucleotides long. The record is from the annotation of a GenBank genome assembly. Lineage: Eukaryota; Dinophyceae; Suessiales; Symbiodiniaceae.
AUGGCAAGGUCCAAGUCUGAAGCUUCCGGGCGAUGGAUCCGACGCUGCUUUCAGUGCUGGAUAGCACCCUUGCUGUUUCUUGCUUCCUCUCCAUACUUGGCACGAGAUAUAAGUGAAACUGACAAGACCCAGGAAGAUCACCCUGAUCUUACGGCAAUCGCUGCUGUUCUGGGGCCAUUGCUAGGCAUAGUAGCAGCUUCUUUAGCAGGUAUGCUUGCUGCCUUGCUAGGUUGCUCCCCAUGCAGGAUCGCGCCUGUGCAGUUUUCUGUGCAGUUUCUCAUUUUGUAUGCACAUGGAUUUGGGCAUGGCUUUCUCGAUUUUGGUGAAAGUGUCUCUGGACCAGAAACAACGCCUGGAAGUAUUUUGAGAGAUGCCACGAUGGCAUCUGCAUUUGGGGCGCAGAAGAAGUUCUUGGACAAGAGAACACUUGGGACAGGGCUUGGCCGGCUUGGGACUAUGUCAGUGGUUUUGCCGUGCUUGAACGAACCUUACGCAUACAACACUGUGAUGAAGUUCUGUAAUAGAACUCCUCCGGAGGUGCUCGAAGAGAUCAUUGUGGUUGAUGAUGCAUCGACUCCACCUAUGGUUGAAAGGCUGCAGGAUGUUCCAAGCCAUUGCAAGCUCAAAGUUCUGAGGCACGAGGACUCAUUUGGUUUGAUGAUAGCGAAGCAAACUGGAGGAGAUGCAGCGAAGGGGACAUACAUUGGAUUCUAUGAUUGUCAUGUUGCGCCUGCUGUGGACUGGUUUAAGGAAACCAUUGACCUGCUAGCGGUGAAGGAGAGAAGGUUGGUGGUUCCAAUGAUCGUAUCCUCGAUGCAAAAAGCCAGCGACCUCAAAAUGUAA